AUGGAAACUGAUCCUCGCGUCACGCUUACAUUACUUUCUCCGCUCGGAGAUUCAAGAAUGGUCAUAGUCAAGCUUUCUCAGCAAGUUAGAGUUCUCCAAAAGAUGUUUCCAUUGAAUCAUCGACAAUUCUAUUUUAAUGGACAGAUAAUGUUAGAAUCGAGGCCGUUUUCGUUUUACUCUGUCAAAGAUAAUGAUUCGAUCAUUGCUGUUACCUAUAGCGACCCAACAUUUUUAGUCCAAGUCGGGUCAUUGUACUGGCAGCAUGCCUCUAUCAAAGAUUCAAAGAUUUCUGAUCACUCUAGGUUCAUUAACUCAUUAUCUCUUCUAAGAGAAUACCUCAGAAUGAAAGAUGUUACAAUGCGCCACAUAGAAGCAAAACCAAGCGCGCUCCGCGGUUUAUUAUCAAGUGUAUCUGCUAUAGAAAACUCAAAACCAGCUAUAGCUCAUACUACUACGAUCACUGACAUACCAAGAGUAUUAUCUAAGGAACCUUUGCCGGUUUUUUGGAUAAAAUAA
Molecule: messenger RNA, 516 nt
Organism: Trichomonas vaginalis G3
Lineage: Eukaryota; Parabasalia; Trichomonadida; Trichomonadidae
Product: ubiquitin-like family
Exons: 1
Coding region: 1-516 (171 amino acids)
Source: RefSeq, a predicted model, not a curated record